AUCUUGGCUUAAAAAAAAAAAAGUAGUCGAUAAAUAGUGUAAUCUCUGUUGCCGAGAGUCUAAAAUAAACGGAAACGCACCUAAACAAACCCGACCCAUUGCAUUGGAUCUAGAAUCUAUAGACUAUUGUCACUGUAGUAGAUGAUUGAAGGAAAAAAAAUGCAUUAGUGAGCAAGAGGUAUGACUAAAGUGCAAUGGCCUCACCAUUUGUUGUACUAGGAAAAAGUGUGAUAUACACUGUAUCAGGCUUUAGUACCCUGUACUGUACUUUAAAGUUUAUUGGAGGAUUUGGAAGGUGCGAAGAUGUUUCAAUGGAACCUACAAUACAACAUGGUGACCUGGUUUGGAUAUCUCCUAUUUCAGUCAAUUUUCAACGAUUACAGAAAGGAGAUGUAGUAUUUUGCAAAUCCCCUAAGAGUCCAAAGGCAAUUAUCUGCAAACGUUUGAUCGGCAUGGAGGGGGAUACAGUGUUCAACGAUGAAAAAGGCUAUGAAGAAUAUGUGGACAAUGGUCAGAUCUGGUUAGAGGGAGACAACAAAGAUUACAGUAUAGAUUCUCGCAGUUAUGGACCUUUACCUUAUGGUCUGAUUGUUAGUAAAGUUGCUCUCAGACUCUGGCCACUUUCCAGAUUUGGUUUCAUUGAGCCAGGAAAACAGCCUGCCAAUUUAAAUGAACAGCCUGCCAAAUUAAAUGAACUGUGAUCUUACAAAGUAUUUAUUUUGAAAGUUAUUAUUCAUUUUCAACAUUUUGAAAAAUGUUUUGGUUUUAUAUUGUUACAUUAUACAUGGUUUGGUAAUAUAUUAUAAUUAUAUGCUAAAGUUUUUUCUGAUAUGACAGAUGUUUGGAAUCUGUUAGUCCAGUUCUUUACUAAACACCAUUCUUAGUCGCCUUUGGAGAUUUGUUAACUUGUGUUCAUGUGUUUGUUGGACCAGUAUGAGCUCAGAUAUUCGGUCAUUGGUGUAGUACAUUGGUCAUUCACAUUGAUAUGUAUGGUGGCAUAUAAUGAAAUAAAUAUGUUUGUAAAUA
Biomphalaria glabrata is the source of this 1026-nucleotide messenger RNA. RefSeq names its product mitochondrial inner membrane protease subunit 1-like. Gene Ontology annotation, molecular function: serine-type endopeptidase activity. The record is from RefSeq and is a predicted model, not a curated record. Lineage: Eukaryota; Metazoa; Mollusca; Gastropoda; Planorbidae. The transcript has 6 exons. Gene Ontology annotation, cellular component: mitochondrial inner membrane peptidase complex; membrane. The coding region runs from base 195 to 701 and encodes 168 amino acids.